UUAUGCUUAAGGUAUAAUAGGGAAUAAAUACUCAUAAAACAUAACACAAUAAUUUCAACGAAUAAAAGUACGCUAUAUUUUGCGGCAUUAAUUCUAAAUGGCGUUAAAUAAGUAUAUGCAUCCUCGUAAUAUCUACAAAAUCCCUCCCGAUUUCGGAAAGUUAUCAGUACUAUACCCAGAGUUUGCAGCUAUAUCCAAAACGGAUGUAACUGGUAAAAUAACUGUAGACUUCAAAGAUCCACAUUCACUGAGAAUCCUUACUCAAUGCCUUCUCAAAUCUGAUUUUAAUCUUGAAGUUGAUAUCCCGGCUGAUAGAUUAGUUCCUACAUUACCUCUAAGACUUAACUAUAUUUUAUGGAUUGAAGAUUUAAUGGAGGCUAUUCAUAGAAAGGAGGAUAUCAGAGGCUUAGAUAUUGGAACUGGAGCAUGUGCCAUUUACCCGCUGUUAGGAGCUGUUAAAAACAAAUGGACCUUUGUUGGAACCGAAACUGACACAGAAAGUUUUAAUAAAGCUGGUGAAAAUGUAAAAAAUAAUAAAUUACAAGAACUUAUUAAAUUAACAAAGAAUUGUACUAAGUCUAUUAUUUCUCAUAUUUUUACAAAUGAUGAUAAGGAACAAUAUGAUUUCUGCAUGUGCAAUCCACCUUUCUACAGUAAUUUACAAGAACUGUGUGAAUCACGAAGCCCAGCAAGACUGCCUCCAAAGAACGGGUUCACAGGGUCUCCACAGGAGUUAAUCACAGAAGGAGGAGAGCUAGAAUUUUGUAGGCAGCUCAUCCGUGAGAGUAAACAAUACAGGGACAAAAUACAAAUAUUUACCACAAUGGUGGGCCACAAAUACAACUUAAGUGUACUACUACAAGACUUAAAGUCAGAAGGAAUUACCCACACUCAUGCUGAGUUCUGUCAAGGUCGUGUUACUAGAUGGGGUCUAGCUUGGACAUAUCAAAAUUAUGAUUUAUAUGAAUUAGUACCUCCAAGAGGAAAAUCAAGGAAGAAACAUAAACCAACAAUUUUUUUGUUACCUGUAUUAACAAGCUGUGGAGGUAAUAUUGAAGUUGCCCUCAAUAAAAUAAAAGAGAUGCUUAACAUUUUAUGUAUUGAAUACAAAAUACUUGAUAAGAGAGGAGGCAAUAUCACAUUAGAGAUUGUAGCAAUAAAUAACACUUGGUCCAACCAAAGACGAAAACGAAGACUCCAAAAUAGAACUGAAGCUGAUGCUAAAGUGCCAAAAUUACAUACAGAGCAAGGUUGUAAACUGGUACACAAUCCAACUAGCAAUCAAGUUGAAGGUGAAUCAAAACUUGAUGAUUUAGAGGCACCAAAAUCGGCCCAGAUUGAUGAUAAUAUAAAAAACCAAAAUAAAAUAAAUGAAGGUGAAAGUCAACAACAUAAAAGUUCGAUUAAUUCUGCAAAUAAUAGCAAAACUGAGCCUCUAGUACAUGCCUUUUUGAAAUUACAAAAGAAAGUUGACAAUAUUCUACUGGAGUUAGAGUUUCUUGAUGGUAGUGCUGGAAAAGAAGGCUUACACCAAAUAACACAAUAUAUUAAAAACAAUUGGAAAUAAAAUGUGUUUUAUUACUGACUUUCCUACUAGUUGUAGUUGCAUUUUCAUGAUCUGAAAUAAA
This is a messenger RNA of Spodoptera exigua (beet armyworm), 1628 nucleotides long. The record is from the annotation of a GenBank genome assembly. Lineage: Eukaryota; Metazoa; Arthropoda; Insecta; Lepidoptera; Noctuidae.